Lecanosticta acicola is the source of this 448-nucleotide messenger RNA. The record is from the annotation of a GenBank genome assembly. NCBI's taxonomy places the organism in Eukaryota, Fungi, Ascomycota, Dothideomycetes, Mycosphaerellales, Mycosphaerellaceae.
AUGUCCGAUCCCCAGCAGAACAACGCCGACGCCACUUCCCAGCCGGCCUGGAAUGCCGUUCAAUAUGAAGCUGCGUUGGCGCACCUUUACAAACUGCAAGAACAGGUGCGCAAUCUCUGUUAAUGAGCUGGAUGUUCUUACCUAUUCUGACCGUCUUCAGAUUGAAAGCCUUCGUGAUGCCAUUCCCUCGGUCGUACGUCCUCUGACGCGACCCAUCACCAACAAGCCGCAGGCCUACGCGCAAAUCAAGAAAGCCGCCGUUGGAGCUACAGACGAGCUGAAUGCUUUCCGCGAGAACUGGAUGUCGGAGAAGACGCAAAGCCUCCUCGUCCGAAGCAAAGAAAGCUACGAGAAAGAUGACGACCUCGGCAAAGCGAAUCAGGUUGCCCGCUGGGGUUGGGAGGACUAUGUACCGGCAGAGGACGUGAGGGACGAAGGAAAGAAGUGA